CACAUGGAAACAUGGGUUCCCACCAGUGAGCCUUGCAAGAUCUGCACGUGUCUUGAUAACAAGAAAGUAAACUGCACCAUCCGACCUUGCCCGACUGCCAAACCUGUUCAGUGUGGUCCCUGUGAAAUCCCUCGUCUGCGCAGGGACCCCGACCAGUGCUGCCCCAAGUACGAGUGUGUCUGUGACCUGGUUUCCUGUGAUUUUCCUCCUGCCCCUGCCUGUGAGUUUGGCUUUCAGCUUGCUCUGACCAACCCUGGAGAAUGCAGACCAAAUUACACAUGUGCCUGUAACAGAGAAGCAUGCAGCUUGGUUCAAAGACCUUCCUGCCCACCACAUCGAGAGCUGACUGUUAAGAAGACCGAGUGCUGUGAUAAAUAUGAGUGUACCUGCAGCUGUACAAACUCAACAGUGAACUGCCCUCUGGGAUAUCUGUCCAGAACUCUCACCAAUGACUGUGGCUGCAUAUCCACCACCUGCAUUCCAGGCAGGGUGUGUGUGCACAACAACAUAGUCUACCCCGUUGGGUCAACCUGGGAAGAUGGUUGCAGGGAAUGCUCUUGCACUAGUAUGAGGGAUGAUGUUACAGGACUUCAGAUGAUGGAGUGUCAUGACAAAGCAUGUAACACAUUCUGCUCUCGGGGUUACAAGUAUAUCAUCCAAGAAGGGGAGUGUUGUGGGAGAUGCCAGAAGACUGCCUGUGAGGAGCAGCUAGUCUGGUCUCGGGGCGAUGCAGAUCCUCGUUUGCACGAGGUUGGCACAGAGUGGCGAUCACCCUUCAACCGCUGCAUUAUCAAUGAGUGUGUCCGGGUGAACAAUGAGGUUUUUGUGCAGCAGAAGAAUUUUUCUUGCUCUCAAAUGGAUGUACCUGACUGUCCAGAGGGAACUGAACUCCGCUGUGACCAAAUGAUAGACUGCUGUCCUUCCUGCAGAUGUGUACCCCUGAAUGGUUGUCCUUUGAAUGGCACUGUUAUUGGGCCGUGGAGACACCUGAUGGUGGAUCAAUGCACAACAUGUCUCUGCUCCCUCCAGUCGACAUCUUCUCGGAGAUAUACUCUGACCUGUACAAAAUUAAGCUGUGAACCGUGCCCAACAAAUUACAGAAGGCAGGAAAUCCCUGGGUCUUGCUGUGGAAAAUGUGUGCCAACUUCAUGCGGCAUCAGGCUGAGAGAUGGAAGGCUUAAAUACCUUCAGCCAAAUGAAUCCCUUCAGGAUGGCUGUGAUAGUCACUCCUGUAAAGUAAAUGAGAAAGGGGAAUUUAUCUGGGAAAGGAGAAUCACUGGCUGUCCUCCAUUUGAUUCCAGAAGAUGUUUGACUGAAGGAGGCAGAAUUGCAAAAAUUGGCAAUACCUGCUGUGACACAUGUGUGGAAGUGGAAUGUCGACCAGUAAGUACCAGACUGCAGUAUAAGAAUAUCAAUGGAUGUGUGGCUGAAAAAGAAGUGCCUAUUUCUCACUGUGAGGGCAAGUGCAGAAGCAAUACCAGAUACUCUGUUCAGACAGGGAAAUGGGAAGACCUCUGCAGCUGCUGUAAAGCCACUCAAACAACCACCGUCACGAUCCCCCUGCGGUGUGCCAAUGGGACGGUGGUGCAGCAUUACAUCCCUUCUGCCUCUCAGUGUGAAUGUUAUUCUCGGAAGUGUACGGACUGAAUAUUUCCAAAGAACCCCAGCUGUGUAAUCUCAAUUUCUAUGAUGAAGGAACUCCACAGUGCAAGCCUCAUUUUCUCUCUGUAGAUGAUUUUAUCCAGUAGAAUCCUGACUAACUAAUUGCACCAGUAUAACAAACAAUAAAAUUUACUAGCA
Messenger RNA from Eurypyga helias (sunbittern), 1800 nucleotides. Its product is annotated as von Willebrand factor-like. The record is from RefSeq and is a predicted model, not a curated record. Gene Ontology annotation, cellular component: extracellular matrix. The annotation marks the transcript as partial. The transcript is spliced from 14 exons. Gene Ontology annotation, biological process: blood coagulation; cell-substrate adhesion. NCBI's taxonomy places the organism in Eukaryota, Metazoa, Chordata, Aves, Eurypygiformes, Eurypygidae. Gene Ontology annotation, molecular function: protein binding.